GCUCCCAGCCGCUGUAGCAGACACGUUGCUGUGAGAACUACAUGAGUCUACCCACCUCGGUGAGGAAAGGAUGAUGGCUGCCUUACAACCCCAUUUCGUCAGCCAGGGAUAAGCCCAAAAGGCCCAGGACAUGGUACUGUUCCACUAGUGACGGCUGGCUCCAUCACGAGUGGCGCCCGAACAGGGACCUGAGAAUUGAGGACAAGGUGAAGGACGCCACUGGAUUGUGAGCUCGGACAAGUAAGUACGGAGCGGUGAUAUAAAUUAUGGGGACUACUAGUAGUCGGAUGCUGUUCACUCAGAUAUUUAAAAAGAUGCUCUGUAAUCGGGGAGCUAAGGUUGGGCAACAGCAACUGUGUCACUUUUUGGAAUUUGUAGAGAAUGUCUGCCCAUGGUUCCCCGAAGAGGGAUCAGUUGAUUUGGAACUUUGGACUAAAGUAGGAAAACAGUUACAAGAUUACUCUAGGUUAGAAAAGACAUUGGAGUUUCUUUGCCAGCAGUGGCAGACAGGCAUAAAGGUGGAAGAGGAGAGCCAGAAGGCUCAGGGCGAGGGACGAAUAAUUCCUAGUAUAAUUGCUGGUCUUGAUCCCCUGCCGGUUGCAGCUCCAAGAUUAAUAAAAAAAAACAAACCAGAAAACCCCCCCAAAACUGAGUGCCCUCCUUCAGCCCCCCCUCUUGUAGAAGGUUUAGAUGAACCCCUCGACCCCUCCGAUGCCAUGGAUCUGGAGGAGGAGGCGACUGAGUAUAGUAAUGAGAAAUGGCCUCCUUUCUCUCUGAUAGCUCUUACCGAAAAAAUGAAAGUGAAAGAUAAAAAGGAUAAAUCUGAAAAUACACAUCCUUCAAAUCCUUUAGAUAUGUUAUGGUUUAAUUGGAAAUGGAAACAAAAGGAACAAGCACUGCUGAAGGAACGGCCACUUCGGCCCAGCAUCCUGGCAGGGCUCGACCCUUUUCCUGAGGUUGCCCGCCCCGAUCUUCAGCUAGAUUCCCCUCCUGUCCCACGACUCUCAUCCCCAGCGCCCCGCCCUCUCUCGGCCCUGCAGGCUACUUUACAGGCGGCCGCAGAGAGAGGGGAGGAUCUGGCUGGGUUCCAAAGGGUCUGUCCUGUUUUUAAGGAACCAGAUCAACAAGGGCAAAUGCCCAUGAUAUGGAAAUUUAUGGUUGCCAUGGGGGGAAUAAAAAGGAUUGGUGUGGGGCCAGACUCUGGGUUGGAGGGAAACAUCACAGCUUGUGUGCCCCAGCCCUACUUACUGUUAUUGGGAGGUUUUGAGAUUGAUUAUGAAAGUGGAACUCAUCAAUUGAAUGUAACGUGA
Messenger RNA from Heterocephalus glaber (naked mole-rat), 1310 nucleotides. The record is from RefSeq and is a predicted model, not a curated record. NCBI's taxonomy places the organism in Eukaryota, Metazoa, Chordata, Mammalia, Rodentia, Bathyergidae.